CACUGAGUGGCGCAAGAGUUCCUUUUUUGGAACUUGGAAGUGGAAAGGAAGAUCCGGGUCGUAGAGGAAAGGUGAAAAUCGUGAAACACAUGCAAUAGAAAAAUUGUAAGCAUGGACGUGAAAGAAGUAGAGGUAGACUUUGGUACUCAAGAACACGUCAAAAAACUAAAAAAGAAGGGGAAAAAACAGAAGCCGAAAAAGGGAAAGAAACCACAUAAAGAAAAUGGAGAAACGAAUGAAGAAGCGGAGAAGGCAAAGACCGACGAGAAACCGCCGGAGAUGCAUUUUCCACCAACAUUCAGCGUGUCAGAGAUCAAAAAUAAACAACGAAGGCAUUUCAUGUUUUUGAAAUUUAAACAGGAGAAACGAAAGGAAAAGUUAGCAUUGAAGAAGAAAAGGAAAAAGGAAAGACAAGCACUGGGAGACAAGGCACCCCCAAAAGAAGUUCCAAAGACCAUUGAAAACCAGAGGGUUUAUGAUGAGACGACUGUAGACCCCCAGGAUGAAGAGAUUGUUUUUGAUGAAGGAACAGAUGAAUUCUCUGCCUACUUCAACCGACUGACAAAUCCGAAGAUCCUUAUUACAACAUCAGACAGACCCAGAGGGAGAACUGUAAGAUUCUGUGAGCAGCUUGCUACUGUAAUCCCAGACUCCCAUGUGUACUACAGAAGAGGCUUGGCACUGAAGAGAGUCAUCCCACAGUGUAUAGCCAGAGGUUUUACGUAUCUCAUGGUUAUUAAUGAGGACCGGAAAAUAUCAAAUGGGCUUAUCCUUAGCCAUCUACCUGAUGGGCCAACUGCUCACUUUAAAGUGAGUAGUGUUCGUCUUCGCAAGGAAAUGAAGCGAAAAGGCAAGGAACCCACAGAGCAUGUGCCUGAGGUGAUCCUCAAUAACUUCACUACACGUCUGGGCCAUUCCAUCGGAAGAAUGUUUGCUUCCCUCUUCCCUCAUGACCCCAAUUUUGUUGGACGGCAGGUAGCAACAUUCCACAACCAAAGAGAUUACAUCUUUUUUAGAUACCACAGAUACAUCUUUAAGAAUGAAAAGAGAGUGGGAAUUCAGGAGCUGGGGCCGCGAUUCACCUUGAAGCUCCGAUCUCUUCAGAAAGGAACCUUUGACUCUAAAUUUGGGGUGUAUGAAUGGGUUCAUAAGCGCCAUGAGAUGGACAGCUGCAGAAGAAAAUUCCACUUAUAAAAAAGAAAGUGGAAACACACAAAGAACCCAACUGGCUACAACUUGACAAUAAAGCAACUACAGCUUUCUUCCUAGUUUUUUAAUUGUGUACAUGUACCUUGUUAUCCAGACCUGUAACAAUGCUCACAUUAGGAUAUGAACCUAUGCCCUUGUUCAUGUUAUCUCAUCAGUUGCUUGACUCUUACCUGUGUGGAUUUAACAAAAACUUAAACAUGGGGUUUGAGUAGUUGCUGAUCCCACACAACCACAUACUUCUUUCCUUUCCCUAUUGUGACCAGCCCAUGCUGAUGUGAGCGAACAUGGACACAUUAGUGUGUAGCAACAGUGAUUUUGCAGUUGGAAAUAAAUAACAUGUGGUGUAUGAACAGA
This is a messenger RNA of Acipenser ruthenus (sterlet), 1563 nucleotides long. RefSeq names its product ribosome production factor 1 homolog (gene rpf1). Gene Ontology annotation, cellular component: preribosome, large subunit precursor; nucleolus. The transcript has 9 exons. The record is from RefSeq and is a predicted model, not a curated record. The coding region runs from base 112 to 1194 and encodes 360 amino acids. Gene Ontology annotation, molecular function: rRNA primary transcript binding. Lineage: Eukaryota; Metazoa; Chordata; Actinopteri; Acipenseriformes; Acipenseridae. Gene Ontology annotation, biological process: maturation of LSU-rRNA; maturation of 5.8S rRNA.